Molecule: messenger RNA, 3754 nt
Organism: Gasterosteus aculeatus aculeatus (three-spined stickleback)
Lineage: Eukaryota; Metazoa; Chordata; Actinopteri; Perciformes; Gasterosteidae
Source: RefSeq, a predicted model, not a curated record
UGCUGCCCAUGGCAACCAGCUGCAUAGAGAAUAAACAACAUCCGCCCUGUCUCCGUCAGCAUCAACCGGCCCCGUUUGCUACCCUUUGAAUGUAAAAUGGACAGUUUGCAAGCGGGCGAUCCGCGGUAUCUGAAAAGGAGAGUGAAGGGAUGCACUCUAGAGGUCCACCCCACUGAGAGAGCCCUUGUGGUCCAGUAUGAGGUAGAGGCAACUGUGUUGGGAGAGCUGGGGAACCCUAUGAUCGGAGAACGCAAAGAGUGUCAGAAAAUUAUUCGCCUGAAAAGCCUGAACGCCCACACAGACACGUCCUCUUUGGCCCGGAAGGUGGUGGAGGAAUGUCGGCUCAUUCAGUCGUCCAAACUCCACGAGGUGGAGCAGCUGCUCUUCUAUUUGCAAAACCGCAAACAAUCAAAUGACAUCCAGGAGAAGAAAUGCAUCUCAUCUCGAGACUUCACACCUUACACAGGAGUGGAGCUGGACGAAGUGGCAAACAUCAACAGCAUCGAUGAGUAUGUGGACCUUCUGUAUGAGGACAUCCAGGAGAAGAUCAGAGGAGCCACGCUCAUCUUCCAACUGGCUCGCAACCCGGACAACCUGGAGGAGCUCACGCAGAAAGAGGCGGCCUUCGGAGCCCUGGCCAGAGUUUUGAGGGAGGACUGGAAGCAGAGCGUGGACCUGGCAACAACCAUCAUCUCUGUCUUCUUCUGCUUCUCCAGUUUCUCCCAGUUCCAUGGCUUGGUCUCAAAUUUCAAGAUCGGGGCCCUUUGUAUGAAUAUCAUCGAGCACGAGCUGAAGAGGUACGACCUGUGGCAGGACGAACUACAAGAUAAGAAGAAGGCCUAUGAAGAAUUUCCUGAUAACCCAAAUCUGAAGAAGGAACAUGAGAAGUCGUUCAGAAAGUACCAGAGCCUUCUGACCAAGCAGGAGCAGCUUCUCCGAGUUGCUCUGUCUCUGCUGCUGAACCUGGCUGAAGACACCCGCACAGAGCUGAAGAUGAGGAACAAAAACAUUGUCCACACGCUGGUGAAGAUCCUGGACCGGGAAGACGAGGAGUUGCUGCUGCUGGUGGUCUCCUUCCUCAAGAAGCUCUCCAUCUUCCUGGAGAACAAGAAUGACAUGGCUGAAACUUUGGCCGUGGAGAAGCUGGCUCGGCUGGUUCCCUGCCAUCACCAGGAGCUCCUGAGCACCAACCUACGCCUGCUGCUCAACCUCUCCUUCGACACGACGCUGCGCAGCCAGAUGGUCCAGACAGGACUCCUUCCCAAAGUCUCCUCACUGCUCGCUGACGAGGCCCAGAGACAGCUCAGCAUGUGCAUUCUGUACCACAUCAGCAUGGACGACAGAUUCAAGUCCAUGUUUGCCGACACAGACUGCAUACCGCAGCUGAUGAAGAUGGUGUUUGACUGUGGCGAGGAGACGAUGGAUGUUGAGCUCAUCUCGCUCUGCAUCAACCUGGCUGCUAACAAGAGUAACUCAAAGCUCAUCUGUGAAGGCAACGGUCUGAAAAUGCUGAUGAAGCGUGCCGUGAAGCUGAAGGAUGUUCUGGUGAUGAAGAUGAUCAGAAACCUUUCUCAGCACAACGGACACACCAAGAGCCUCUUCCUGGAACACGUCGGGGACCUGGCGGCUCACAUCAGUGAGGAGGAGCCGGAGGAGUUUGUGAUCGAGUGUCUGGGCACGCUGGCCAAUCUGACCAUCCCCGACCUGGACUGGGCGCUGGUCCUCAAGGAGUACAACCUGGUGCCCUACCUGAAUGACAGACUCAAACCAGGUUCGGCUGAGGAUGACCUCAUUCUGGAGGUGGUGAUCAUGAUCGGCACCGUGUCCAUGGACGACUCGUGUGCAGCCAUGUUGGCAAAGUCUGGGCUCGUUCCUGCACUAAUUGAGCUGCUCAACGCCCGACAAGAGGACGAUGAGUUUGUCUGUCAGAUCGUCUAUGUCUUCUACCAGAUGGUCUUCCACAAAGCUACCAGGGACGUCAUCGUCAAAGACACGCUAGCGCCUGCGUACCUCAUCGACUUGAUGCACGAUAACAACGCCGAGAUCCGCAAAGUCUGCAACAACACGCUGGAUAUCAUCGCUGAAUUGGACGAGGAGUGGGGGAAGAAGAUCCAGAACGAGAAGUUCCGCUGGUACAACUGUCGGUGGCUGGAGAUGGUGGAGAACCGUCCACUGGAUGAGGCCACAGAGCCCUUCCUGUACGGGGAGGACGAAGAAUCCUUCAUCGGGGACGGGGACAUCCUGGAGAGACCCGACCUGUUCUACAGCGGCGCUGUCAAGGCCUUUGAGGAAAUAGAUGGGAUCGUCUCAGCAGACGGGGCCUUCAGUCCCGAGUUCUACACCGGCUUCCAGGACGGAGAGCUGGGAGCGACCGGGUACAUGAGCAGUCUGUCGGAGCAGUUUGUCCCAGUAGAUCGACCGCUCAACGCCUACGGCUUCCGUCCCGGUGAGGAGUUUUUCUACGACUACAACACGGCCUCCCGGUGAACCUGGAGCCUCUCACACACAGCACCACUGCACCCAGUGUGCUCCACUACAGCUGCGUGUUGAGCGUGGAGGCGCAGCUUCAACUCGCCUCUUCCCUGCACGCAUCGCUCAGCAAGUCGGCACCGUGAAAGAAUUAUCCUCACAUCCUCACAACCGUCGGUCACAUGUGUCAUGUUAUAUUAUAUAAACAGAAUGCACUUAAAACAAAAACAUAUGAAGGUUGGUUUGGAGUUUUGAACUUUUAUUCACAUUUUGUGAAUAUUUGAAUAUUUUAAGAACCCAUGCUGUGAACGGAAGCUUAAUUUGUGUGUUUUGUGAUUAACUGUAUGACACUGUUUUGUCACUAAGCUGUCAAUUUAACACUGAAGUGCGUUUUUCUGGUUUUACCGUCAGGUUUGACACAACCGAAUGUUUCUUUUGUGAAUAUAACCCGUGUAAUGUGAGCGUUCAUAAACCCAACAUCAGGCAAAAAGAAAAUACAUGGAAAGAUAUCAGACAGAAUUAAAUGCAUUUUCGGGAAAUAUUUUCAGUAGCAGAUUAAUCCACAUGUUUUUCCCGGAGUACUUGUGGCAUCACAAUGUUUCACGUGUGAUUCAGUCAAAUAAACUAGUGUGUAUUCAUAGUGGUGAAGGAGCGUUUAACAGAGUACAACAUCGUGACUCAUUGAUGUGUUUAUAAUGGAGCUCUAUUGCUCAGGGGAGGAAAACACACACACGUUAUGCAUUCAAAAUAGUUAAAUAACGUUGUACUUGCAGUUUCAUAUUUUUGUUGAUUUCCAAAGGAGAUUGCUGAAGAUCACUGUAAUUUGGUUCAUAUUGUAGGGAAAAUGACGCUUACUCAUAAAUCCACAAACCUUUAACUCCACAUCACAUAAACCUGAAUAAUCUAUAAUUAGUAUCGAAUUACGUGGCUAUUUCCAAAAAACAAAGCAUCAUACAAUAAAAAGCACUGUUUCACUAGAAGCUGGAUUGAUAUAAUUUAUUAAUUUCUCUGAAUAUAACUUAAGAAAUCUAAUAGCCUCCAUUGUGUUAAAAAUGCAGAGAUGUUAAAUCAUUCAUUUGUACUCAUCUUAUCCUUGAUGUGCCUGUAGCGCUGCUUGCUCUCUGAAAUAUAUGCUGCACUAAAUCAAAUACAUGUAAGGCUCAUUGUAGUCAAACUGCAUUUAUGAUUUAAUACGUCACAGAUGUAAGAUUAUUUAGAGUUUUUUUAUUCUCAGCGCUGUUUAUCUGGGAUUGUGGACAAAAAAAAAUGAAUGAUCCAAACCUCA